Messenger RNA from Helobdella robusta, 261 nucleotides. RefSeq lists its product as hypothetical. Gene Ontology annotation, biological process: regulation of transcription by RNA polymerase II; regulation of mRNA processing. Gene Ontology annotation, molecular function: sequence-specific DNA binding. The record is from RefSeq and is a predicted model, not a curated record. Bases 1 to 261 code for a protein of 86 amino acids. NCBI's taxonomy places the organism in Eukaryota, Metazoa, Annelida, Clitellata, Rhynchobdellida, Glossiphoniidae. Gene Ontology annotation, cellular component: nucleus. The transcript has a single exon.
AUGUCAAAACUAUGUGGUUUGAACGUAGUUCAGCUACGAGAAGAACUACAGAAACGAAGCCUUGUCACAAGUGGCAACAAAGAAGUACUAGUAGCACGUCUGAGAGAAGCUCUCAUUGAUGAAGGUAAGAACCCAGAAGAAUUCAAGUUUGAUGGUGCUGACGAAGACAAUGAAAUUAGCACAGGCACGUUUACAACCGCUAAAAUGAUGGAACUUCUGCUUAGUAUGUCAACUGAAAUAAAACAACAGUCCGAACGAUAG